This is a messenger RNA of Vitis riparia (riverbank grape), 891 nucleotides long. Its product is annotated as DNA-directed RNA polymerase II subunit RPB1-like. The record is from RefSeq and is a predicted model, not a curated record. The transcript has a single exon. Bases 1 to 891 code for a protein of 296 amino acids. NCBI's taxonomy places the organism in Eukaryota, Viridiplantae, Streptophyta, Magnoliopsida, Vitales, Vitaceae.
AUGGAUCCUCAAAAUUCAAAAGAACCAUUUGCACGAAGGACACAGAACAGGACUCGAAUGAAUCCUACUCAACACUCAUCGAACCCUUUUGCACGAACUACACAGCAUAGGACUCCAACGAAUCCUACUCGAUUCUCAUCGGGCCCUUUUGCACGAACUACACAGCAAAGGACUCCAACGAAUCCUACUCAAUACACAUCGGGCCCUUUUGCACGAACCACACAGCGUAGGACUCCAACGAGUCCUACUCAAUACACAUCGGGCCCUUUUUCACGAACCACACAGCGUAGGACUCCAACGAAUCCUACUCAACACACAUCGAGCUCUUCUGGGAAUAGGACCCUAACAAAUCCUACUCAAUACUCAUCGAGCUCUUCUGCGAAUAGGACUCUAACGAAUCCUACUCAAUACUCAUUGAGCUCUUCUGCCCGAACCACACGGAGUAGGACUCCAUCGAAUCCUACUCAAUACUCAUCGAGCUCUUCUGCACGAACUACACAGAAUAUGACUCCAACGAAUCCUACUCAAUACUCAUCGAGCUCUUCUGCACGAACUACACAGAAUAUGACUCCAACGAAUCCUACUCAAUACGCAUCGAGCUCUUCUGCCCGAACCACACGGAAUAGGACUCCAACGAAUCCUACUCAAUACUCAUCGACCUCUUCUGCACGAACUACACAGAAUAGGACUCCAACGAAUCCUACUCAAUACUCAUCGACCUCUUCUGCACGAACUACACAGAAUAGGACUCCAACGAAUCCUACUCAAUACUCAUCGACCUCUUCUGCACGAACUACACAGAAUAGGACUCCAAGGAAUCCUACUCAAUACUCAUCGAGCCCUUCUGCACGAACUACACAGAGUAGAACUCGAAACAAUUCUACUCGAUAA